Molecule: messenger RNA, 1074 nt
Organism: Paramecium octaurelia
Lineage: Eukaryota; Ciliophora; Oligohymenophorea; Peniculida; Parameciidae
Source: the annotation of a GenBank genome assembly
AAUUUAUUAAAUGAGGGCCAUCUUGUUCAGAUUCAGCACUUAUUCAAAAUUUGCAGAAAAACUAUAAAAUACCAAAUUUGCUACCAUUUACAAUUACGAAACUCAAGUUAAGCCUGCUCUAAGUAUCUAUGAAUCCAUGGGAUUUAAUGAAUAAAUGAUAUUCAGAAUUUUCAAGAACAGAGGUCUUUCUCUUGUCAAGGGCAAUACUGCUAAUGACAUUGAAUAAUUGAAUGAGCUAUUCAAAUCCAGACUUAAUGCAGAAGCAAAGUAAUUCUUUCUCCCAUUAAUUAAGAUAAAUGCGAACCAUCCUCUUUAAAGAUCCAUAAAUAUUGAGUCAUCCCAUUGACAAAAUGAGUAAUUACCUAGACCUUUUUGAAAAGCAACUACAAAUAAGCAAAGAAGACAUAUUAUCCAUGUUGACAGCAUAUCCUCUUUUAAUGAGAAAUUUUGAAGUUAAUUAUGAAAAUUUCAGAAAUGUCUUCAACACCUAUGCUCAUGUUAGUGACAAACAAUUUGGAUAAGUAUUGGUCAAUACUCCAUUCCUAUUCUCAUUCAAUCUUGAAAGAAUACCACCUAAUUUUAGAGUUAUGUAUAAUAGAGAAUAUAAGACUAAGGAAAUCUAGGAAUUGGUAAUUAUUAUUCAGUAUGAUUUGUUAGAUUCAAAAAACUGCUGAGUUUCUAGCCCUUAAAAAUCAUGAUUUUGAUCGAUUACUUAAUCAUUAUGAUAUUCUAAUUCCAAACAAAGAAGUCUAACAUCAAUUGCUUAUUAAUAAUCAUAAAUUAUUACUCUUAACACCAGCUUAUAUGUUGAGUCCAAAGAUCAAUUUAUUCAAGGAAAUUGGGUUAUCAAUUAAUUAGAUAGGACAGAUCUUAUAGAUAUGUCCAAAUUUAUUCUUGAAGAGUGUUUAAACAUUGAAAUUGAAAUUGAAGUUCUUUGAAAAGCAUUUGAAUGUUAAAAUCAAGGAUUCUCCACAUUUUCCUCAGAUUUUAGAGUUCGAUUAUUGGACAGUGUUACGUCCUAGGUAAACAUUCAAUUCCUAAUAGGAUUGGUGAUUUUGAAUAAUCUUGAGAAUG